Trametes versicolor FP-101664 SS1 is the source of this 372-nucleotide messenger RNA. RefSeq lists its product as uncharacterized. Lineage: Eukaryota; Fungi; Basidiomycota; Agaricomycetes; Polyporales; Polyporaceae. The record is from RefSeq and is a predicted model, not a curated record. Bases 1 to 372 code for a protein of 123 amino acids. The transcript has 2 exons.
AUGUUCUCUUUUGUCGGGACAGGGGCCUUAUUCCUUGAACCCUUCCUCGCGAUCCUCAUGAGCUAUUGCCUCAUCUCACUCCGGGAAGCUGCUGCUGCGCGCCCCGUAGACACCCUCUCGCUCUCCUGGCAGGCACCCUCUCCCACAAAGGACGCGUCCGAAUCGGGCUCGGUCAGCCUGCUACAAUUCAUGCGCGCGGACGUCAACGAGUGGAUGCAGGCCGAGUCCGUGCCAUCCUCCCUCUCUGACAGAUUGCCGUCGCAGGGCGACAGCUGCGUGGUGUCACGAUGGGACGAGGAGUGCAUUGUGGCUCUGCAGACUGUCCAAGAGCGCAUCAAAAGCUCGAACUAUCAGUGCGACGUCACGAUGUAG